This is a messenger RNA of Neoarthrinium moseri, 1587 nucleotides long. RefSeq lists its product as uncharacterized. Gene Ontology annotation, molecular function: iron ion binding; heme binding; oxidoreductase activity, acting on paired donors, with incorporation or reduction of molecular oxygen. Bases 1 to 1587 code for a protein of 528 amino acids. The transcript is spliced from 3 exons. Lineage: Eukaryota; Fungi; Ascomycota; Sordariomycetes; Amphisphaeriales; Apiosporaceae. The record is from RefSeq and is a predicted model, not a curated record.
AUGCACGUGGGGAUUCCCAUAGCCGCUGGCGCGGUAGCCAUCUAUCUGGCUGCACGCCUGAUAUAUCUGGCUUUUUUGCACCCCUUGGCUAAAUACCCAGGGCCUUUUCUCUCGAAAUUCACAUUCGCGCGAGCGUCAUACUAUGCAUGGAAGGGUGAUAUCCAUAUCGACAUAUGGAGAUGCCAUGAGAAAUACGGAGACUACGUUCGCUAUGGGCCAAACCAACUGCUCGUCAACACAGCCGAAGGCCUGCAGGAUAUCUACGGCCGGAGAACGUCUACCAAGUUCUUAAAGAGCAAGCACUACGAGGUAAUGAUGCAUCAAGCGGCCAAUACCUUUACCCAUCGCGGUGGGAAAGACCAUCUCGUUCGUCGCCGCAUCUUGGCGCAGGGCGUUUCAGCUCAGGCGCAACGUGAGUACGAAACCCGCAUCGCUACGCACAUUGAGAAAUUCUGUGGCGCCGUGUUCGACGGCACGGCUACCAAUGGUUCUGGAGCAUGGAGUGAGCCCCGAAACAUGGCUAAAUGGUGCAAUUAUCUCUCCUUUGAUAUGAUGGCCGACAUCGUCUUUGGCGCUCAGUACAAUCUCCUUGGCGACGACCGCUUUCGCUAUGUAACUGAGAUGAUGGAAAAGUCCAACGUCCGCAUAUCGGCUCUGGUGCAGUUCCCAAGUCUGUCAUGGCUCAGACUCGACAAGCAUCUGUUUCAAGAGGCCAUAUUUGCGCGCAACCGCUUCCUCAAGUUCGUAUUCCGCCUACUUCGGGAUCGGAUGGAGCUCUCCAACGGAAAUGUAUGCGGCAUCUUCGAGAAGUCGCAUGCCACGUCUCAACUAAGCUACUCAACCAAAUCGCGAGACAUCUAUAGCCGACUGCAAGAAGCCCGCGACCCUCAGACCGGAGCUGGUUUGCGCAAGGAAGAGAUGGCUAGUGAGAGCACAACCCUUAUCGUGGCCGGCUCUGACACCACAUCCUGCUGCAUUUCAUCGGUUCUGUUUUAUCUCUCCGACAAUCCACAAGCGUAUCAAAAGGCUGCUCAAGAGGUGCGCUCCUGUGUAUCAUCUCAGGACGAUAUCACAGGGUCGAACCUAGCCUCAUGCACCUAUCUGCGGGCUUGCAUUGACGAGGCUUUGAGAAUGUCACCCCCUGUUGGAACUGCACUGGUUCGCGAAGUCAUGACAGAGGGUACCCUGGUCAGUGGACAGCCGGUGCCCGUUGGUUGUGAAGUCGGGGUGGGCACCUACGCGAUCCACCACAGUUCACAGACUUACCCUGAACCUUUUGUCUACAAACCUGAGAGGUGGCUUGAGGGCAAUGCUGCUGCACGAGCCAGCUUCAUUCCGUUUUCGGCCGGCAUCCGAAGUUGUCUCGGCAAAGGCCUCGCGUACACUGAGAUCACGCUCGUCAUCGCCAACUUACUGUUCCGCGGGGACUUCAAGUUUGCAGAUGGAGAGCUUGGCAACGUCGGACGUGGCGGUAACAAGUCGGCCGUGUACGGCAGGCAUCGAGAGAACGAAUAUCAGCUGUAUGAUCACAUUGCAGGGCAAAAGAAAGGCCCGUGGUUGCAAUUUUCAAGGCGUGUUUUAUCAUAA